GGUUCCCGCUCAGCCGGGGAGGCCUUGGCCACGCAGCGGCAGGAGCGCGCGUCCCGGGGCGGCGGCGUCCUGGAGACCCCCGAGAGAUGGAAGCUGCGGCGCCGGCGGCGGCCGAGGCGGCUGGGCACGAAGAGCUCGAUAUGGAUGUAAUGAGACCCUUAAUAAAUGAGCAAAACUUUGAUGGGACAUCAGAUGAAGAACAUGAGCAAGAGCUCCUGCCUGUUCAGAAGCAUUACCAGCUCGAUGAUCAAGAGGGUAUUUCAUUUGUACAAACUCUUAUGCACCUUCUUAAGGGAAAUAUUGGAACUGGUCUUUUGGGACUUCCACUGGCAAUAAAAAAUGCAGGCAUAGUGCUUGGACCAAUCAGCCUUGUGUUUAUAGGAAUUAUUUCUGUUCACUGUAUGCACAUUUUGGUACGUUGCAGUCACUUUCUAUGUCAGAGGUUUAAAAGGUCAACAUUAGGGUAUAGUGACACUGUGAGUUUUGCUAUGGAAGUGAGUCCUUGGAGUUGUCUGCAGAAGCAAGCAGCAUGGGGACGGAGUGUGGUUGAUUUUUUUCUGGUGAUAACACAGCUGGGAUUCUGUAGUGUUUAUAUUGUCUUCUUAGCUGAAAAUGUGAAACAAGUUCAUGAAGGGUUCCUGGAGAGUAAAGUGUUUGUUUUGAAUAGUACCAAUUCAUCAGAUCCAUGUGAGAGAAGAACUGUUGACCUAAGGAUAUAUAUGCUUUGCUUUCUUCCAUUUCUAAUUCUUUUGGUCUUCAUUCGUGAGCUCAAGAAUCUAUUUGUGCUUUCAUUCCUUGCCAACGUUUCCAUGGCUGUGAGUCUUGUGAUAAUUUAUCAAUACAUUGUUAGGAAUAUGCCAGAUCCCCACAACCUUCCAAUAGUGGCUGGCUGGAAAAAAUACCCUCUCUUUUUUGGUACUGCUGUAUUUGCUUUUGAAGGCAUAGGAGUGGUCCUUCCACUGGAAAACCAAAUGAAAGAAUCAAAACGCUUUGCCCAAGCAUUGAAUAUUGGCAUGGGAAUUGUUACAACUCUGUAUGUAACAUUAGCUACCUUAGGAUAUAUGUGUUUCCAUGAUGAAAUCAAAGGCAGCAUAACUUUAAAUCUUCCCCAAGAUGUGUGGUUAUAUCAAUCAGUGAAAAUUCUCUAUUCCUUCGGCAUCUUUGUGACAUAUUCAAUUCAGUUCUAUGUUCCAGCAGAGAUAAUUAUCCCUGUGAUCACAUCCAAAUUUCAUGCUAAAUGGAAGCAAAUCUGUGAAUUUGCAAUAAGGUCCUUCUUGGUUACUAUUACUUGUGCUGGGGCGAUUCUGAUUCCUCGUUUAGACAUUGUGAUUUCCUUUGUCGGAGCUGUGAGCAGCAGCACAUUGGCCCUGAUCCUGCCGCCUCUGGUUGAAAUUCUUACAUUUUCUAAGGAGCGCUACAAUAUAUGGAUGAUCCUGAAAAAUAUUUCUAUCGCGUUCACUGGAGUUGUUGGUUUCUUGUUAGGUGCGUAUGUGACUGUUGAAGAAAUUAUUUAUCCUACUGCCAAAGUUUUCGCUGGCACUCCACAGAGUUCCUCUUUAAAUUUGAAUUCGACAUGCUUUACAUCUGGUUUGAAAUAGUAGAAGCAGAAUUAUGAGUCUCAAGCCUGAAUAUGAUGAAAAUAAGAACCUCUGUAGAACACAUUGCCAUACACUGAAAAACCGUUUGCUUUCGGCACAUUGAUAUUUUGGCAGUAAAUUAUAAUUCUUUACCAAUACUGAUAAACUAUGACAGAUUCGUGGUUUUAAGUAUUAGCAGCAAUUUCAAAAAUUUUAGUUCUGAAAAUUGAAAAAAUUAAAAUGUUAAAAAAAUUAAAGAAUGAAAAUUCUUCUCUUAUUCUUCUCUCAGUCAAAUAGUUUAACCAGGAUUCUCUCUUUUACCUCCAUGCUACUCUCUUGCCACCCAGAUGAGGAGAGAACAGGGUUUCAACAAUAAGAGAAUUAAAGAAGUAUAGGUGACUAAAAUCUGACCAUCCCAAUGAAUUUUAAAGUAUACUUUGUAUAUAAUGUAGACAUAUCUUGAUUAUGUUUUUAUUAGAGAGCCAAAUACUUAUGUUUUCCCUGUGGAAGUUUAGAACACUCUCAUUAGCCAUAAUGUAAGAAUCAGAAAAUCCCCCAAACCAGAAUUAUCUUUACACUAUUCUGUAAUGGUAGCUGAUCUUCAUAAUGAAAACCAAAAGGCACUGUGCAAGAUUCUGAUUUAGUGUUUAACCAAAUUUGAGAGACUUUAAAAGUUAACCAGGGCUUCCCUGGUGGCGCAGUGGUUGAGAGUCCGCCUGCCGAUGCAGGGGACGUGGGUUCGUGCCCCAGUCCGGGAAGAUCCCACAUGCUGCGGAGCGGCUGGGCCCGUGAGCCAUGGCCGCUGAGCCUGCGUGUCCGGAACCUGUGCUUCGCAACGGGAGAGGCCACAACAGUGAGAGGCCCGCAUCCGCCAAAAAAAAAAAAAAAAAAAAAAAAGUUAUCCAAUACAUAUUCCCUUGUUUUUUUUUACCUGAGGAAAUGGAUACCCGGGAUGGUUAAGUAACUUGAUCAAGACCACUCAGCCUUGAGAUGAAGAGAACCUGAUCUUUUGAUUCCCAGUCCAGGAUUUUUUAUCUUUCACUUCACAUCCUAGAAAAAGAAUAAAUUAUGUUGUUUAACUUUAGUAUUAAGUCUGUUUAAUUAUAUUUCAAUAUUUUGUAAGUCAUGAUCUUUGACAAGUGUAUGUGACCUGAGCAGAAAGUCAGGGAACUCUAAAAAGCCUGCACUGUGGCCAUGUAAGCCUCAACAUGGGAAAGAAGCAAUGCUUUUUAAACAGAAUAGAAAUGCCUUGCUGGUUUAACUGCUGGCUGGUAGAAGGUGCCCAGCUGUCCUGUGUGUGGAUUCAGCUCUCCUUAUUGUUUCUUUCUUUCUAGGUUUGUAGGCACUAUCUUUCCUAAUGGCAAAAAAUAGAGAUCUGACACAAUACAGGACUUGUGUACUCUUUUCGGCCUCAUGGCUUUCCUUAUCAUAGCCUUCCAUUGAUCUGAAUGGGCAGAAUAAGAGAAAGAUUCAGGCCUAGGAAAAAAUCAAGACAAUAAUAAACUCUCUGCUAGAUACUGAGACGCUCCAGGCUUCUUCCAGAGAAACACCUUUUAUUCCUCCAUAUUCUUCAAGCCCAGUUAUUAACCAAAACAGAGAAUCUCAGUGGGCAUGGAAUAUGAAAAUGGUUAAGUUUAAAACUAAGAAUCUUGAUAUUUUUUUUUAAUUCAUACUUUAAAACUCAUCGAACUUUUUAGUCAGGUUGGUGAUACUCUAAUUUGUAAUACUGUAAGAUAUCACCAAGAUCACAGUAGUGUAUAUAUUCUAUAUUUUUAUAUGUAAAUGUUCAAGUAUUUUUUUGCUUACAUCAUUGAGUCAUCAAGUAUAAUCCAAAGAUAUAUCAGAAGCUUUAUUUUGGUACAAAUUCUUAAGAAUCAAAACUUUUAAAAAAACAUUUGCAUUGAGAAUCACCAAUAAUUGUUUGUGACACUUUUAUGUCAAAUCUGUUAUGUUGAACCUUUAGUCACGGGAGAAUGUGGAAGAAGUUAUAGGAAAAGUAAUUGUCAUUGAAACUAAUGUUAUAUAAUCUUGAAUCUAAGAGUAAAUUAGGCGUUUUUUAAUGUAUAACUUGGUAUAAUAUGACUUGAAAACUAUUAUUUAAUAGAAAGCACUAUUAGGUUUUUGUCAGCUGUCUUCAGAUAGUAUUUCUAGUCUAUGUGUGAUAUUUUAUUUUUAUACUUUUCGCCUUUGUUUAUUUUCCUUAUGGAAUUUAUCACAUUUAAUGAAAUUUCAAAUAGCUGAUAAUAGCAAUAUAUAAAUUUUAAAUUCAAUGAACAAAUGUUGAGUACAUUAUCAACCAGGCUUCCUUAAGCAAUGAGUGCGGACUCGACAUCCAGUACUCAAUUCACUAAAUUAUCAAUACUUUAAAUACAAGAGAAAAGUUGAAAUGCAGAAAGGAAGAGGUGCUAAGGAGGGAGAGAGCAGUUUUCAUUCUUAACAAGAAAUACUAUUUAGAUGUAUAAACGCACUCUUACUUAAGGAUUUUUAAUGAUGUGUUUUAUUUGCAAAAAAUCAAGCAGUAUUUUUCCUCUGAAAAUUUAGUUUUAAUGAGUCAUAACAUUUUCUAAGAUUCUUGGAGAAGAUAUUUUGAUUAAACCAGCUGUUGAUUUUACUUUGGGACCUGGAAAAUUGAGAGUGAUUGCACCUGUCAAAUUUUGUAUCCAGUAUCUUUGGUCCAUUACAUUAUAGCUUAAAUGACUUCAGCAUUUCAUCUGCCACCACAGUAAAGCACCCUCUUCUCUGAAAGCUAAUCAGGUACCAACGAGCCUUUUCUACUAGUGGAGUGGGGGAGAAAAAGGAAAGCUUUAUUCACCUCUGAUGACCUCUGAGCUAAGUUAGUCAUCACUGUUCCCUUACAGCUAAAAGGGUUUCACCAGUUUCAGAGUCAACUUGUCAAAACAGUGGCUUUCAGACCUUUUUUAUUUUUUAUGAGAGUAUUUUCUUGUCCCCCCAUGGCCAGAUUUCUCCACAACUGAAGUAAGACCUAGUUUUUUCUUUAGUUAAAGACCGGUUUGUACGGUGUUACCAAAUGAAAAAAAGCACUGUGUUAGCAAGUGCUACAUUAUGUUUUAAUUCUGUCCUCUCUGGAUUCUCCUCUAUUAAAACAAUUUCUGCCUUUUGCCUAUGUGAUGCAAUUAACAUUUUUGUAAGCAUUUUAUGCAACGUGCUUGUUGUAAAUGUCCUAACGUGGGUGAUUUCAUUCAUUAUUUUCAUAGUAGUUACAGAAAAGCUCUCUAACUGUAAAGUACUAUACAGAUAGUAACUGGGAUAUUAAUUGAUGUCCUACAUUAGUGCCAUGUCCAGCUGUGGACAUGCUUACUGUAGCUUCCCUGUGGUAUCUUCUGGGACUGACAUGCCAGAGAUGGCAGUACAGCAGCUUAGUACUGCAUUUGUUUACUGAAAGUAUGUACCCACUCCUUUCUUCAUUUGAAAGGGAGAGGAUACAUAAUAGAGCUAAUGGAAAUAACAAAUAAAAUUAUUGUAAGUGAUACCAGUGGCUCAAUGAAUAUGUUCUGUUGAGAAAAUAAUUUGGUAAAAUUAUAGACCAUUGGUACUAUAAAAUGAGUUUUUAAAAAAUGAGUCUUUUAAUCUUUUUGGCUCAACUAGCUCCCCUUCAUAAGAAAAUUUGAGAGACUUUGAUCUAAAAGGCAUAACAAGAUACUUCUUAACACUAAAUGGCUGACUGUAAUAGUCAACACUUUGGCAGUAUGAUUGACCAUAAUUAAUCUUAUUUAUGCCACUAAUGCUCACUAGGCUAAACACCUUUCUGAAAGUGGUUGGUUUUGACCUAGGAGAUAAGAAAACAUGCUUUAGAAAUGCUGUUUAUUGCUCUAUGAUAAAAUUAAAUGACAAAUCACUCUCAUUCUUAGAAUUUUAUAUCAAGGUUACCUAGUUCUAAUGUAUACACAUACACACACUCCAGUAGUCUGUGGAGUUAGAUACUAAUACUAAUUUGCCAUUUAAAUUGGAUCCAGGAAGGUGAUGUGUUGAAAGAUUAUUCCAUUAGUUUUCUUGAUGAGAAAUAGGAAAAUACGUGUUUAUACCGUAAAUAAAUGAAGCUAUGGAUUUUGGCUUUUCAAAAUGAUGUUUGUUUGAAUGAAAACUAAAUAUCAGUGCACUUGAGUUAAUUCUUUUUCUUUUAACUUAUUUUUCUUUAUAAUAUGAAAAAAUGUCUUAAAGUACUGUAACUUCUGAAUUUUCAAUAAAAUAUUAUUUUGUUUGCAAAUACCUUUUUAAAUAAAUUUUUCUUUUAUAAGGUUAAAUGACAUUGACAAAUGUUAUAAGCUGGAAAGGACACUAGUAUAUUCUCAUAAUAACAUUUUAAUAAGUCUUUGCGGUUAAUUCCUUGUCAUGCGGCCCUCAAUCUUGGAGGCUGAUAUUAUGCACGUCUGGGAUUUAAGAGCAGAAGCUGACUAAAAAUGAAAGGUCGUACUCAAAACCAUGAC
Messenger RNA from Physeter macrocephalus (sperm whale), 6022 nucleotides. RefSeq names its product solute carrier family 36 member 4 (gene SLC36A4). Lineage: Eukaryota; Metazoa; Chordata; Mammalia; Artiodactyla; Physeteridae. Gene Ontology annotation, biological process: amino acid transmembrane transport; L-alanine transport. The record is from RefSeq and is a predicted model, not a curated record. Gene Ontology annotation, molecular function: L-proline transmembrane transporter activity; L-alanine transmembrane transporter activity. The transcript is spliced from 11 exons. The coding region runs from base 87 to 1598 and encodes 503 amino acids.